GGCGAGCCACGAGCUGCGAGCAGCUCCAGGAGCCCGCCCUGCCGCCCGCCUCCGUCCCCCGCUCAGCUAUGGCGCGCUGGCUGCUCUGCCUGACGGCGGCGCUGUGCGCCGUCGGCCGCGCGGCGUCCUGCCGCUGCGUAGACCCCGUCUCCUGCCCGGGGGCGCUGGCCUCGCGGCCGCGGCACUGCAGGCUGCCGUCCGGUGGGCCGGGCGUCUGCUGUCCCUUCCUCGCGCCUCCGGGCUCCGCCAACGGCGCCCGGUCGGCGUUCUCGUUCUCGGCGCCGUCGCUGCACAGCCAGACACUGCUCCCGGCUAACGUGGGGUCGGGCCGCUCGGCGCUGGACGGGGCCUCGCUGCCGGAGGGUGCGCGCCGCUUCCUGCAGGCGUUCGACCUGGACACGGCCGACACGGGCCCGAUCCGGCCCAGCGCGGCGGCGGCGGCUUCCCGGCCGACGUUCUUCAGGCCCGACGGGACGCGGCCCGCCGCCGCCGCCGCGGGGCCGCGCGUGUCAUUCUCGACGGUGGCGCCGGCGCCGGCCGCCCGCACGCCGGCUAGCGGCACGACACGCGUCAAUUUCCUGAACGCGCGCACCUCCUCGCGCUCUCAGCGGCGAGGCGGCGCCGCGCUGCGGGCGCUGCAGCAGGUACAGGCCAGGGCGAGGCGCGCACCGACAGCGGCCGGCGUCAGCCCCAGCGCCCGCCCACCUCGCAGCCGCAGCUUUUUCCUCAACGACGGUCAAACAAACCGGUUCAACUUCCAAGACGUGUUCCGGCCGUUUACGACGCCCGCCCCCCAAACGCAGCGCGUCCCCGACUGCACUCCGGAGCCGGCCAUCAGCUGCUCCUCCUCGGCCAAGUACCGCACCAUCAACGGCCAGUGCAAUAACCUGGGUCAACCGCGAUGGGGCAGCCACUUCCGCGGGCUGCGGCGCCUCUUCGACAGCACGUACGACGACGGCGUGUUCGCGGCCCGCAGCCUGUCGGCGGCCGGCGGCCCGCUCAAGUCGUCCCGAAAGGUCAGCGCGGCGGUGUUCAACGUGGACAACAACCCGGCGCCGAUCUUCACCAUGUCCGUGGUGACUUUCGGCCAGUUCAUGGACCACGACCUGUCCAUCUCGCCCAUCUUCCAGCGCGAGGGACCCGACGGCAAACUGUCGCCGAUCGAGUGCUGUGACAACAAUGGCCUCGAGCUGCCGGCCAGCCUCAAGCAUCCGCAGUGUCUGCCCAUCUCCGUGCCCGCCUCCGACCCCUUCUACAAACAGUACAAGAUCCGCUGCAUGAACUUCGUGCGCAGCAUCCCGGCGCCCGACCCGCUGUGUCGGCCGCGGCCAGCCACGCAGAUCAACGAGCUCACCGGCUGGAUGGACUGCUCGCAGGUGUACGGCACCACGGACGAGAAGGCCCACGAGCUGCGGGCCUUCAAGGCCGGCCUGUUGAAGACGAGCGCCGGCAACCUGCUGCCGCGCGAGAUACCCCAGCCGGCCACCAACUGCACCGGCCGCGUCUGCUUCAUCGCCGGAGACGAGCGCGUCAACGAGAACACGCUGCUCACGCUGUUCCACACGGUGUUUGUGCGCGAGCACAACCGCGUGGCGCGUGAGCUGGCGAAACACCACAGAUGGACCGACGAGACUCUAUACCAGGAGGCGCGCCGGAUCGUGAUCGGCCAGUGGCAGCACAUCGCCUACCACGAGUGGCUGCCAAGCAUCGUCGGUUUCGCGUACGCGCACUCGGUCGGUCUGACCGGCUACCAGCCGAACGCCUACGUCCCGUCCCUCAACCCCGACGUCAGCAAUGAGUUCUCGGCGGCCGGCUUCCGGCUGCACUCGAUGGUGCAGGGCGUGAUCGAUCUGGUCUCCAGGAUCGGCUCCAUCAACCGCCGGCUCCAGCUCACCGACAACUUCUUCCAGCCGGACUCGCUGGUGGUGUCCAAAGUCUUCGCGGAGAUGGCGCGUGGCCUCACGCGCCAGCAGCCACAGACGUACGACCGCAGGUUCGAGCGAGCCAUCCACGGCAACCUGUUCAAAGUGGGCCCCGUCGGCCUGGACCUGAUGGCGCUCAACAUUCACCGGGGUCGCGACCACGGCAUCCCCACCUACGCCACGGUGGCGGCCCGCUGUCACAACAUCCAAAUCUCCGACUGGUCCCAUCUGCUGACGCUGCUGACGGCCCAGGACGUGGCGCGUCUGAAGCGCAGCUAUCACCACUGGCGCGACAUCGACCUGUUUGUCGGCAUCAACACGGAGCGGCCGGCGCCCGGUGCGCUAGUCGGCCCCACGGCGCGCUGUCUGAUCACCGACCAGUUCCUGCGCGCCCGCUAUGGCGACCGUUUCUUCUACGACCAGGCCGGCCAGCGGGGCAGCUUCACCACCGCUCAGCUGCGCGAGAUACGCAAGGCCAGCUGGGCUCGCUUGCUGUGCGACAACGUGGGACGUGGCUUUGACGCCGUCCAGCCGCUGGCCUUCAUCAAGCCCAUCAACUUCCAUGGCCUGAACCCGGUGGUUAGCUGCAGAUCGCCGCGCAUACAGCGGCUCGACCUGUCCAAAUUCUGAGACCAAUGUUAGAGGCUAACAUGUCUUCAGGGCCGUUCCCGUUCCUCCUGACGUGUGUGCGCAGAGCGCGUUUAGUGCUUAAGUUAGGGACACCGCACCCAGUGCCGUCCUCGGCCGGGAAUUACAUUUUCCGUUCAGUUUGUCACAACCUCUUGCCAUAUGGAUUAAUAACAAGUCAUCCAAGACAUGCGAUGUGGCGCAGUGGGCUAUCAAUUAAACGCCUU
Pollicipes pollicipes is the source of this 2776-nucleotide messenger RNA. RefSeq names its product peroxidase-like. Bases 69 to 2552 code for a protein of 827 amino acids. Gene Ontology annotation, molecular function: heme binding; peroxidase activity. The transcript has a single exon. The record is from RefSeq and is a predicted model, not a curated record. Gene Ontology annotation, biological process: response to oxidative stress. Lineage: Eukaryota; Metazoa; Arthropoda; Thecostraca; Pollicipedomorpha; Pollicipedidae.